This is a messenger RNA of Caenorhabditis remanei, 2490 nucleotides long. RefSeq lists its product as uncharacterized. Gene Ontology annotation, molecular function: protein binding. Lineage: Eukaryota; Metazoa; Nematoda; Chromadorea; Rhabditida; Rhabditidae. Gene Ontology annotation, biological process: signal transduction. Gene Ontology annotation, cellular component: cytoplasm. Bases 1 to 2490 code for a protein of 829 amino acids. The record is from RefSeq and is a predicted model, not a curated record. The transcript is spliced from 7 exons.
AUGAUGUCCUCAUCCUAUCCGACGGGAUCAGAUCUCAUCUCGUCGGUAAUAUAUUUCGCUCCGUCAACUAGUUCGAGUACGGUGUUCAACACACCUGCUUCUCGUUAUUCGACUGCAACACAAACCACAUUUGGUGGUGGAAGCAAUCGACAUAAAGGAUUUGUUUCAUUUCGAUCACAAGAUGAAGAUCAACAACCAGAUGAUGAUUGUGAAGAAGGAGCUCCAUUGUUGAAAGCAGUGCAGCAUACUUCCUCCGCUAGAAAUCACAUCAAUAGAAAAACUCAAUAUGAACGACCGUAUGGUUUCGGAGGAUCAACAGCAACAAUAGACCAGCCAAUCAAAUAUGGAACUCUUCCUUCGUCUGCAAAUCAUAAUAAUAUGUAUUCACAUUAUAAUAGUGGAACGCUAAAAUCAUCAUCCUCUCCUAGAGAUUCUGGAUUCGAUAGUUCACCUACAAGAUAUAGGAAAUUUGGAGAUCCACCAGAAACUGCAGCCUCAUCAGCAGAUUAUGAUCAUCAUUCGAAAAUGUUCAGCAGAUCUUCGAAUCCCCUAUUCACAACCGAUCCUUCACGGUUAGGCGGCGAAUUAAUAUCAACGAAAAUCGUGAAAGGAGCAAAAGGACUCGGAUUCACUUUGAUUGGAAACGAUGCUUCUAGCAGAGGAGACGAAUUCAUUCAGGUAAAAUCAGUGCUAACUGGUGGUCCCGCAGCUGCGAAUGGAGUUCUCCGAUCUGGUGAUAUUCUUGUUCGAGUCAAUGGACGUCUUCUAUUAGGUGCAACACAAAAAGAAGCAUGUGAUGUGUUUGUUGCGAUUCCGAUCGGUGAAGCAGUUGAUAUUCAAGUAUGUCGAGGAUACGAACUAUUCAUUGACCCUACGAAUCGAAUCAUCACUGAAAAUGUGUAUGCUGCUGCCAAGAAUCGUGAUCUUCAUGAAAUUGAUAUUUAUAAAGGCCCUGAAGGAUUUGGAUUCACGAUCGCGGACAAUUUGAAUGGCCAGAGAAUCAAGAAAAUUCUUUUUCCGUCACAAUGUCCUAAUCUGAUGGAAGGAGAUACAAUAGUUGAGCUAGAUGGAAGAAACGUUCGACCGAUUCCUCAUACUCAACUCGUUGAUAUGCUGCGGGAACGACCUAUUGGAUAUCGUGGAAAACUAGUUGUUCGAAGAGGAUCACCGAAAACGAGAUCACGAACGCCAUCUGCCGCAUUCCGAUAUGGCGAGCCACCAUCAAAUAUGCCGGAUUCCGCUGCACCUGUUCCUGGAAGAUCCAAAACUCCAGCUGGACGUCAAUCAUCAAGAGCUGAAGAAGAGCAAACGUUUAGGAAUACGCUGCAAAGACAACCUGCCGUUACAUCAGAAUGGGAUGGAAUGAAUGGUUCUGCGCCAGCAAGUCGAAUGAGACCAUCAUCAACAACUCUUGGAUUCGCCACUCCGAACUACAUUCCAUUGAGCCAGUAUAAUCAAAAACCAUCUGAUUUGAUUACUGUAUCGCUGAUUCGAAAACCUGUCGGUUUUGGAUUCCGACUUCUAGGAGGUGUUGAGUCUAAAACUCCACUUUCGGUUGGUCAAAUUGUGAUUGGAGGAGCUGCAGAAGAAGACGGUCGAUUGAAUGAAGGAGAUGAGAUUGUUGAAAUCGACGGACACAAUGUUGAAGGUGCUUCUCAUUCAGAAGCUGUUGUACUUCUUGAAGCGGCAGCUCAAAAUAAACAUGUGAAGCUAGUUGUGAGAAGAUCAACGAGGAUAGACGCAGCGCGACGUGGAUCAUUGAAUUCAGCAGGACCUUCUGGAUCGUAUGACGUUCUUCUCCAUCGAAAUGAUAACGAUGGUUUUGGAUUCGUCUUGAUGUCUUCUCAUCAUAAAAAUGGAUCAACAAUCGGACAAAUUCAACCAGGAAGCCCCGCUUCUCGAUGUGGAAGACUAUCUGUUGGAGAUCGAGUGAUAGCUGUCAAUGGAAUCGAUAUUUUGAAUCUAGCCCAUCCGGAUAUCAUAGCUCUAAUUAAAGAUUCUGGAUUGUCUGUUCGACUUACGAUAGCUCCACCAGACACUGCUGGACCAGUUCUUCCAGUUGUAUCUGCAACUCUAGGUCGUAACUUCACAAUGAAUGGACACUACGAAUCAAAUAACUACGGUCUUCCACCACCGCCACCAUCAAUCUAUGAAAAACAUCCGCCACCGACAUAUCUUCCAUUCGAAGGACUUUCCAUUAACGACAGAAUGCCAAUGGACGGAAAUCUAAUCGAUGUAUCUCUUGAACGUGGCACCAAAGGUUUCGGAUUCUCAAUUCGUGGAGGGCAAGAGUUUGGAUCAAUGCCACUGUUUGUUCUACGAAUUGCAGAUGACGGACCUGCCAAAGCUGAUGGAAGAUUACAGGUUGGAGAUCAAUUAACCACAAUCAACGGCCAAUCAACCAAAGGCAUGAGCCAUGACGACGCGAUUCGAAUAAUUAAACAACAUGCUAUAGUUAAUUUGACAGUUUUACGCAACAGAUUGCCAUAG